This is a messenger RNA of Cladophialophora immunda, 2126 nucleotides long. RefSeq lists its product as uncharacterized. The record is from RefSeq and is a predicted model, not a curated record. The coding region runs from base 398 to 1738 and encodes 446 amino acids. The transcript has 3 exons. Gene Ontology annotation, biological process: nucleotide-excision repair; regulation of DNA-templated transcription. Gene Ontology annotation, cellular component: transcription factor TFIIH holo complex; transcription factor TFIIH core complex. NCBI's taxonomy places the organism in Eukaryota, Fungi, Ascomycota, Eurotiomycetes, Chaetothyriales, Herpotrichiellaceae.
UAGGGAGAGGAAAGUGAGAGACGAUGAGCCUAACCUCACGCCUAUCUCUGACACCCGCUCGCUCACCACGGCGCCUAGAAGGGGACAAGGCCGCCUGUGCCCAGGGGCUUGUGCUUGUGCUUGUCUGACCGUGGGCCUUGUGGUGUUGGACACGCUCAACCAUCCGAUCCAAACGGGCAUCUCAUCAACUCAGCAACUCCCCAGUCUCGGUCCAUCCUCAUCUCAACGCCACGCCACGCAACUCAAACCCAGUCACUCACUCACUCACUCCCUCUCUCCCUCCCUCGCUCAACCAUCUCACUUCUCACCUCGCACAAUCCCACAAAUAUCCCCCCUCCUGAUUUCUAAUAACUGCUCCCGUCGUCGCCGCCGCCGCCGUCGUCUUCAUCACCCCAUCAUGAAUGCGGUGGAUGCAUCCGAGCACUUUGACAAACCAUCCUACUCAACAGAACAAUCCCCCUCGCUCCUCGCCGUCAUCCUCGACACCAACCCAGCAGCAUGGUCACUACUCUCCUCCACCCUCCCUCUGUCCAGCGCCGUCGCCAAUCUUCUUGUCUUCAUCAACGCCCACCUGGCCGCAAACUAUACCAACAAGGUUGCCGUCAUCGCCUCUCAUUGCGACAAAGCCACAUGGCUCUAUCCAAGUCCGACCGAACAAAAACUUCCUCGCUCCGCCUCGGCUCGAGCAAAGCGACACCCUCAAGAUCCAUCUCGAGGCGACAACCUCUCCGACUCCACCAAAAGGCUGAAACUUAACGGGCCGACGGGGGAUGCUCCUGUCAAAUCCUCCGCGAACACCGGCAGCAAAUACCGGCCCUUCCGCCUCGUCGAGGAGGAGGUCCUUCGCAAUCUGACCUCGCUGCUUUCCGGCACCUCUCCAGAUGCCGUCGCCAGCAGUUCAUCAACCAUGAUCGCGGGGGCCCUCACCCUGGCGCUCUCCUACAUCAACCGGGAGUCCAUCCUGCUCACCGAAUCUCUGGUCGGAUCGACAAAUGCCAGCAGUGGUAGUGUCAGAGACCCGACGGCCGCGGUGGCCGGAGAAGGGGCAACUCAGUCCCUUCAAUCACGCAUUCUCCUCAUCUCAGCAUCCCCCUCGACCGACCUGGCUCACCAAUACAUACCCAUCAUGAACGCCAUAUUCGCCUGCCAGCGGCUCUCCAUCCCCAUUGAUAUAUUGCAACUUCCUCUCCCCACCUCGUCCCGCUCCUCCAUGCCCUCCACCGCCACAACGACUUCUUCUACCACCGACCCAUCCUCGUCCAAGACGACCUCGACCCGCUCCCACGCGCACUCAAACUCGACCGUCUUCCUCCAACAAGCCGCCGACGCGACCCACGGCAUCUUCAUCCCCGCCCAUCUCACCUCCUCCAGCUCCCCCAACUCGUCCAGCCCGGCCAAGACGGCGUCCCAGUCCCUCCUGACCUACCUGCUGACCAGCUUCCUGUCCAGCCCCCUGACCCGCUCCGCACACUUGAUCCUCCCCACCCGCAUCGACGUCGACUUCCGCGCCGCCUGCUUCUGCCACCGCAACGUCGUCUCCGUCGGCUUCGUCUGCUCCAUCUGCCUGAGCAUCUUCUGUGAGCCGCCCGAGAACGGCGACUGCCUGACCUGCGGCACCCAUCUCGCUGUAGACGAGGGAGGCUAUGGGAAGACGCCUGUGGUCGUAGCCUCGAAGUCCAAGAAGAAGAAGCCGCAGCAGCGGCAGCAGCAGCAGCAGCGGAUGACCGUAAGGCAAUAACCUUGGCAUCCAGUGCCCACAAGUGUAACAAUAGAGAGACCCCUCACCAGAAUUGGGUCCGCAAUCAACGUCCACAAAAGUUAUAACGAUAAGUAGAUUCGGGGAAUUUCAUCUCACGCGCACAGAAAGGCAGUGCUGGUCUGGAACAGGGUUUAGGAUUGUUCGUCUAUCAAUAUGAGACUCUAGGGCACCUUGAAGUUUCAAGGCUCAAGCAAGAAAAAGGCCAUAAAUAUGCCCGCCUCCAUUCGACCCGUUUUCCCCCCUCAAUCCUUUGGCCUUCCUUCCAGCUCUGCGACCCGCCAUCAUGUCCCAUUGCAGCGUCCUCAUGUCCACCCUGCCCAUCGGGGCGGCUAGCACCUGUGUUGCAUGGUGACUUUUUCGAAAGGCC